Brassicogethes aeneus is the source of this 1435-nucleotide messenger RNA. The record is from the annotation of a GenBank genome assembly. Lineage: Eukaryota; Metazoa; Arthropoda; Insecta; Coleoptera; Nitidulidae.
AUGAGCGAAUUCCAGUGGGAACAUUUGAAUAAACUUAACGAUACAGUGACCUCUGUGCUAAUUAAUUUGUCUCAAAAAGAUGCGGUUAGCGAAAUCUUUUUCGAAAAGGAACUUGUGCAAUUUUUGAAGGGGUUGGGACGUAUGUUCUAUAUUGUUAAUCCGACAGAAACAACUUUUGAAGGACCAGAAGAAGUUCCAAAAUAUUUUAGAAAUGCAUGGCCCUAUUUUAUUUUAUUUAUGAUUUUGGAAAAUGUAUUAUUAUGGAUAGAGAAAAAACCAACGUUUAGAAUAAAUGAUGGAAUAACCAGUAUGUCACAUGGAUUAAUUCAAGAAAGUGGAAGGCUUAUUUUUCGCGGAGCAGAAAGUUACGUUUACUUGUACAUCCACGAGCAUUUUUGUGUAUAUCAAUUACCAUGGGAUCAACCUCUGACCUGGUAUCUGGCAGCUAUCGGUGUUGAUUUUUGCUAUUAUUGGGUUCAUAGAGCAUGUCAUGAAGUCCACAUCCUUUGGGCCCAACAUCAAGUCCAUCACAGCUCAGAGGAAUUCAAUUUAGCUGUUGGAUUAAGACAGUCUAUUGUACAAGGAUGGUGUGGAUUUGCUUUUUAUCUUCCAUUGGCCUUUUUUAUACCACCAUCACAUUUUAUAACACACCAACAAUUUAAUUUGUUGUUUCAAUUUUGGAUUCACACCAAAACGGUCACUACACUUGGCCCUUUGGAAUAUUUUUUUAACACGCCUCAACAUCACAGGGUUCAUCAUGGUAGUAACAUUUACUGUUUGGAUAAAAACUAUGGCGGUGUUUUAAUAAUCUGGGACCGAAUUUUCGGCACGUUUGCAAGGGAACGAAAAGAUGAAGAAAUUAUUUAUGGACUGGUAUUUAACCAGCCAUCGUUUAAUCCUUUGCAUUUGCAGACAUUUUUAUACCGCUUAUGUGAUCGAAAAAUUCAAUUCCUUGACUUGUUGGUCUGAAAAAAUGGCAGCUAUAUUCUAUGGUCCUAGUUGGCAGCCUGGAAAACCUAGGUUGGGUUUGGAAUGUGACAAAAUAAAGGUUGUCGCAAGGGAAAAAUAUGAUGUUAAACUUCCAUUGUGGUGCAAUUGUUAUCUCUUUCUCCAUUUCUGUGUUGUGGUUUAUGGUUUUCAAGAACUUGCUUCAAUACACAUGGGCUUGAACGCAUUCACAGUAUUUGGUUUCGUCAUAUACAUCAUCGCGUCUUUAACAACAAUCGGUAUGAUGUUCGACAAUCAUCCUCAUGCGUGUGUCUUCGAACUAUUGCGGUGUAUGUUGAUGGUAACAGCAAUACAAAGAAUGCCCCUAUUUGGAUCAUUUGACAAUGUUUUGCUUGGAUUGGAAGUGUUUUUCGUUUUAUCUGGACUGUUUUGGCUGUUGCAAAGCUUUAAAGUAAUACAAAUCUCAUUGAAACCCAAGAGUGGUUAG